AGGCUGCGGAAAGUCUAAAGGUCGAACAAGUUGGUCUGGUGAACCAGAAUGUGAAGAUUACAAAACAAUGCUAGAAUUUUUAUCGAAAUCUGGUAGAAUUGGUGAAAAUACCAUAUUACAGAUUCCCAACAUUUCUGAUGUUACAAUAAUAGGUUAUAGUUACGGUUCACUAAUAGCAUCGUCCCUUGCCUCAUCAUCUUCCCAAUUUACGCUCCCAACUUCAUAUGUCUUAAUAAAUUAUCCGCUUUCUGUGAUUUGGUUCUUAACAUUUUUUCGGUUUUCAACAUAUUUAAAUUAUUUACAUAUUCUCCUUUCUUCAACUUCCCGCGUACUAUUUAUAUAUGGGGAUUCGGAUCAAUUUACUGGAGUAAACAAAUACAAGCAAUGGGUUAAAGAUAAUAAAGCGGUGGAAAAUCUUUUGUGGACUAUCAAAGAAUUAAAGGGAACUGAUCAUUUUUAUACUUAUCAUAAUAUGGAAGAUAAGUUGAUCAAAGCUCUGGAUGAAUGGAUAAACAAUGUUUAG
Ambispora leptoticha is the source of this 523-nucleotide messenger RNA. The record is from the annotation of a GenBank genome assembly. NCBI's taxonomy places the organism in Eukaryota, Fungi, Glomeromycota, Glomeromycetes, Archaeosporales, Ambisporaceae.